This is a messenger RNA of Mercenaria mercenaria, 1525 nucleotides long. RefSeq lists its product as uncharacterized. The record is from RefSeq and is a predicted model, not a curated record. The coding region runs from base 176 to 772 and encodes 198 amino acids. Gene Ontology annotation, molecular function: protein binding. Lineage: Eukaryota; Metazoa; Mollusca; Bivalvia; Venerida; Veneridae. The transcript is spliced from 2 exons.
GUUGAUCUUGAUUUUGAUUUAUUACAUGUUUUUUUGUUUUUUGUUUUUUUUGUAUUGACGUUGCUAAAAAGAUGACUAACUAAAGGUAUUGCCUAUAAAAGUGAUUUAUUUAACAGACAUAAAAGUAACUCUGUUCACAUUGAAUUGUUAACAAGCAUUUUAUUCUUGUAUAAAAAUGCCGGCUUAUUCGAACAUUAUCGCUUUAUUUUGUUUGGCGACAGUUGUUUAUUCGCAAAGGGCUACAUCAUCAUCAUGCGUUUAUACCAUGGACAACGUGUUAGAGAAGAUUGUCAAGAUUGGGAUAAAGGUAGAGGAGAUAGAGAAAAGACUGAAUGCAAUAGAGGCUCAACAGACUGGAACUCUUCAAGUCCUCAAAACUCCAAAGGUUGCUUUUAGAACCCAGCUGAGCUCUAAUCUCGGGACUGUAUCAUCUGGUUCCACAGUAAAGUUUGAUCAGGUUGACCUUAACCUUGGCAGUGCAUAUAGUGAUGGUGUCUUUACCGCACCGUAUAACGGCACGUAUAUAUUUUCGAUGGUACUGGGAAAUCCUAAAGGAAAGCCUGGUGCCUUCUUCAUGAAGAAAGAUGGCGUUGGAAUUCAGUAUGCAAUUGCUGGGCACACGACUAGUUGGAAUAUCGGCGGUGUCACCACAGUAGCUGAACUUGUUAUCGGUGACCGAGUGUGGGUUGAAGGUGAAGGAAAUGUGUCUGGUGCUUAUCCCACCGCCAGAUACCACACUGGAUUCUCUGGCAUUCUUGUAAAUGCGUACUGAACGGAAGCAGUGACAGCUACAAAAGAAACCUGACUUUUUUUUUUUGGUAGAUUCAAGUAAUAGUAACACUCCUCCCUCCCCCAGGCAUACAGCAUUAAGCAUCAAUUCUCCCCCGAUUGCAGUCUUUACUCUUUCACCAAAGCAAGAUUUCCAGAAAAUAUGUGAAUUUAAUAAAAUUUGUAAUGAAGCUACACUUUUUCGAAUUUCAUCUUAAAUGCAACUUAAUCUCAUGUUGGGGGCGUCCUAAAAUAUGUAUAUAAAACACCCUAAUAUUUGUAUACUCCCUAACAUACCGUUUCUUACUGUCACUGCUUUUCUAUAGAGUAAUUCUGUUUAUGUUGUUGUUGCUGCUGUUUGUUUGUUUGUUUUUUUGUUGUUGUUUGUUUUGUUUUUUGCUUUAUAUUGAGAAGAAGUGAUAUAAGAUCACAGUUACAUGUAAAGGCAUUAUUUUGAUUAGAAUUACCUUUUUUGCAGCUGAAUAUUUUGCUGAUGUUACAUGUUUUAAAACAUAGUUUGAUUUUUAAUAAAACAAAUAAAUGUUGGCGUACCUCGUAUUUGACGUUUUAUAUUUUCUUCUGAUCGGACAUUUCUGGUAACUGUAAAAUAGUUGGUUUCUUUCAACGAAUUUGUUUUAAGGACGUUCGCUACAGUUUCGUAUUUCUUUUCUCAAUAAUAGAUUUUGAUGAAAUGUUUUGUAUUAAAAGAUCAUGUUUUGAUGUAUUGAAAAAUGAAAUAAAAAUACUAGGUCACCAA